CAGGAUGUUAACAUGCCUUUACACUUUUAAUAAACCUCCAAAGAUAGUCUGAAGGUCUUUAAAAAUACUUGGAAAGGCUGUUGAAGAUGGUCGACGGUAUCGCUGUUAUCUUGUUAGACCUUGAGACGUCCCUGCCAAGCUGUGGGUCAUACCCCUCCAAACUUUCGCGCGCUAAGCUCGAACAGGAAAUUGCUGGGUAAACAAACAACAUUCGCAAAGUCACCAUUCACUUGUCAGGCUCCUUUUCUGUAACAACCACUGCCAUUCUCCUACGACACGACGACACCCUUCACAACGACAACCCCAAUGCGAUUCCUGAACCAGAUUCAAAAUACAACUUGAACAUUUAGAAACCAGCCCACGGCGCGCACAAAACCUCGUCGCCAGCAUGGCCCCCCGUGCAACAAGAUCAACCCGCUCCUCCACCGCCGGCGGCGGCGCCACCUCCCGCGCCAGCACAACAGCAACAGCCACCUCCCGCUCCUCCCCAGCCGUAAACUACAACAUCCCCGAAGAAAGCCCCGACAACGCCCUCCGACAGCAAGUCGCCGCCGUCUUCCGCGACGCCCAGCGCACCACCGCCUCCCACCGCAAGCUAGCCGUCACCCUCCGCAAGAUGCAGGAAGCCUGCUGCUAUGAGCCAACGGCUACCAAGAAAUCUGCCACGACUACUAACCUCGGCGACUUUGACGAGGAUGACUUCAACACCGAGUUUGUCCGCUGCGUUCUGCGCGUCAUGCCCGUCAAGAAGUCGGAAGGGGUAGGCGAGAAGACGGUCAGGUUCAUUGGGCUGUUUUUGCGGCAUGCGAUUGAUAAGGACAAUGAGAUUACGGGCGAGGCGGAUAUGGAUACUAGUACUAUGCCUGAGACGCCUGCUACGAGACUCACGACGUAUCUGAUGGUUACGAUUUUGCCGUUGCUGCAGGCGAAGGACAAGUUUGUGAGGUAUCGGUCGACGCAGUUGAUUUCACACAUUAUCAGCUCGCUGGAUGCGAUUGAUGAUGAUUUGUUUCAGAAGCUGAGGUCGGGGUUGUUGAAGAGGAUUCGGGACAAGGAGGCCAUGGUAAGGGUGCAGGCUGUGCUCGGGUUGGGGAGACUGGCGGGGAAUGAGGUUGAGGCUGAAGAAGAUUCGGAGGAUAGCGAGGGGGGUGGUGCGGGCAGUGGCCUCUUGGAUAAGUUGCUGGAGGUGUUGCAGAACGAUCCCAGCGCUGAUGUCAGGAGGUCGCUUUUGGUGAAUCUGCCUAUUCUGCCCAAGACGUUGCCUUUUCUGCUUGAGAGGGCGAGGGAUCAAGAUGCGGCGACGAGGAGGUCGGUGUACUCGCGGCUGCUUCCUGCGCUGGGUGAUUUUAGGCACUUGUCACUUUCGAUGAGGGAGAAGCUGCUCCGAUGGGGCUUGCGCGACAGAGAUGAGAACGUCCGUAAGGCGGCCGGUCGUCUGUUCCGUGAGCGCUGGAUUGAGGAUUGCGCGGGGACGCCACCGCCUGCUGAGACCGGUCAGCCGGCUGAGGUUUCACCCCCUAACCUCGACGCGCUCCUUGAGUUGUUGGAGCGUAUCGAUGUCAUCAACUCUGGUGGUGAGAACGGCAUUGGUCUUGAAGCCAUGAAGGGUUUCUGGGAAGGUCGUCCAGACUACAGAGAAGCCAUGGUCUUUGACGACACCUUCUUCGAGACUCUGAGCGCCGAGUCCGUCUUUGUCUGCCGAACCUUCAACGACUUUUGCCGCAGCGAGGGCAACGGCAAGUUUGAGCAGCUCGUCGAGGAGAAGCUCCCCGAAGUCACCAAGGUAGCCUUCUACCUCGAACGCUACAUCAAGGUCCUGAUCGACGCCAUCAAGCGUGCCGAAGAGCAGGAAGACCUUGAAGAGGAAGAGGAGGAGGACACGGUGGAGCAGGAGUUCAUAGCAGAACAGCUCCUCCACAUCGCCCUCACGCUCGACUACUCUGAUGAAGUCGGUCGUCGCAAGAUGUUCUCCCUCCUCCGACAGACCCUUUCCAUUCCCGAACUCCCUGACGAGGUGACCAAGUUGACUGUCAACGUCCUCCGCGACAUUUGCGCCCCUGACGCUGCCGGGGAAAAAGAAUUCUGCUCCAUCGUCCUCGAAGCCGUAGCCGACGUGCACGACACCAUCGUCGACGAGCCGCCCGCGAGCGAGAACGAUAACGACGAUGAAUCGUUCCACUCGGCUCAGUCAGAGGUGUCCACCCCCGACGGCGACACCACCCCGACCAAAUCCUCCAAGAACAAGAACGUCCCUGCGCUGUCCGAGGAGGAGGCGGCCAAGAAGGCGAUCAAGGAGAUCAUGAUCAACAUGAAGUGCUUGCAUAUUGUGCAGUGCAUGCUCGCAAACGUGACGGGCGAUCUCCAGCAAAACGACCACUUGGUUUCAAUGCUUAACAAUCUUGUUGUGCCAGCUGUCCGUUCCCACGAGGCGCCUGUGCGGGAGAGGGGUCUGGUCUGUCUGGGUUUGUGUUCGUUGUUGGAUAGGUCGCUGGCGGAGGAGAAUUUGACGCUGUUUAUGCACUUUUUUAGCAAGGGGCAUACGGCGCUGCAGAUUACGGCGCUGAACAUCUUGACGGACAUUUUGAAUGUGCAUGGGUCACAGCUGUUGUCUGCUAACCCUACACUGUUGAAGGUCUACAUCAAGGCUUUGAGGUCGGGGGCGAGGCAUCCUGAGGUGCAGGCUUCUGCUACGGUGGCGGUGUCAAAGUUGCUGCUUGGGAGGGUGAUUUCUGAUCAUGACUUUUCUGCGGAGCUGCUCAAGACGUUGGUUGUGGCGUACUUUGAGCCGGCGAGCAGUGACAACCAGUCUGUCAGGCAGGCGCUGAAUUAUUUCCUGCCGGUGUUUUGCUACAGUCGGGCGGAGAAUCAGGACUUGAUGAGGAUUGUUGCGCUGGAUGCGCUGCAUACGUUGUAUAAUGUGAGGGAGGGGCUGGAGGAUGAUGACGCGGAUGUGGACGAGGAGAUGGUGAGUUUGGCGACGAUUGGCGCUUGCUUGGUGGACUGGACGGAUCCGAGGAAGUGUUACUACCCGGGCAAAGAGGAGGGGGUGGAGGGGGAGAGGAAGAAUGUGAAUGCGGAUGUGCAUUUGGAGUUUGCGAGGGGGAUUUUGGAGAGGUUGUCUGGGAGUGUGCCGAGAGAGGAAAAGAAGAUUAUUGCUGCGCUGCUUGGCAAACUUUAUGUGUCCCCGGCCUCAAGUGAGGAGCUCACUAGAGACAUCUAUGCCCUAGUUUGUGAGGCUGUUGAGAAUGGUCUUUUGACUGAUGCGACGAGUCGGAACUCGCUGUACAAAUUGCAUGUUGGGCUUGGCAAGAUUGUCAACCAGCUUGAUGCUGCUGCUGUGGCGGCGCAGAUGAACUCGGCUGAAGGUCAGGUACAGAGGUACAGGAGGAGCGUUAGCAGGGCUAGUUCUGUUGGGCUGGGGAGUGUGGCCGGUGCUGGUGCUGGAAACAAUGCUGGAAGGGAGGGCUCAGUUGUUUCAUCCAGGGCGGGGAGCGUCAUCAAGGAGGAGGAUGAAGAGGAGGAGGAGGCGACGGUUGUGUUGAGCAGGACGGAGCCGGUGAUGAAGAGUAUUGAGGAAGAUGAUUCGGAGGAGGAUGGAGAUGAUAAGAGUUUGGUCAGUGAGUUGCUGGAUGAGGAUGAGGAAGAUGAGGGUGAGGACACUCUGUGAAUUGCCCGGGGAUGAUGGUGUUGGAUAGUGGUGUAGGGAUGAACCUAUGAGAUGGCGGGCUGGAAGGAUACCAUGACUGGCUGGGUUGUUUGUUUUGUUUGACAUGUUAUGAAUAUGAUUUGAAGACUGAUGUUAUCUUUUGAAAGACCUCGCGCAUUAUGGGA
Podospora bellae-mahoneyi is the source of this 3831-nucleotide messenger RNA. It is a transcript of the gene YCG1, whose product is annotated as chromosome condensation complex Condensin, subunit G. Gene Ontology annotation, biological process: mitotic chromosome condensation. The record is from RefSeq and is a predicted model, not a curated record. Lineage: Eukaryota; Fungi; Ascomycota; Sordariomycetes; Sordariales; Podosporaceae. Gene Ontology annotation, cellular component: condensed chromosome; condensin complex. The transcript has 2 exons. The coding region runs from base 389 to 3667 and encodes 1092 amino acids.